Lactuca virosa is the source of this 1740-nucleotide messenger RNA. Lineage: Eukaryota; Viridiplantae; Streptophyta; Magnoliopsida; Asterales; Asteraceae. The record is from the annotation of a GenBank genome assembly.
AUGACUGGAGUGUCAUUGGAUUUAAGAACACAGAGUUAUGGAUCACCACAGCAACCUCAAAACGGUUCAUUGCAGAUUCAAAAUGGAUUCAUUGUUCGCAAAUCUUCAAGGAUGUCGCUCUCUGGUUCAAGGGAGAAGGACAAACUUCUCCUCGUUUUGUGCAGAUAUCUCAGUAGAAAAAAGGUUGUAAUGCUAAUUUUACUUUCAUUUGCUCUCAUGGCAUUCCUUUCAGGGUUCUUCACCACCAAUAGAGAAGAUUCAUCCGAGAGCACGAUAUUUGAUCACUUCAACGAUGCAUACAACACCUCUUUACAAUUCUCCAGAAAAUUCGGUAGUCAAAAAGACGAUAAUUCAUCUUUUCAAACAACUCUAUCUGUAUGUGAAGAAAACCCUCCUAUCCACCAUUUUUCACCUCCACUUUCUUCAGAAUCCACCAUUUUUCACAGCAAUUUCUGUCAGAAUUUUGCAUUUCCACCCCCUCCACCUGGUGACAGAAGACGCCCUGGACCUCGACCCUGUCCUGUAUGUUACCUUCCUGUGGAGGAAGCCAUUGCUAGCAUGCCACGUGUCCCUUCACCAUCACCAGUGUUAAAUCACUUAACUUAUUUCCAUGAAGAAAGUUCUACAAAAACUGAACCACAUGAAGGAUCUGAUUUUGGUGGAUAUCCUUCAUUAAAACAAAGGAAUGAAUCUUUUGAAAUCAAAGAAUCAAUGACUGUACAUUGUGGAUUUGUGAAAGGAUGUAGACCAGGUUACAAAACUGGAUUUGACAUCGACAUUUCUGAUCUUGUGGAAUUAGAGCAGUUUCAUGACAUCAUCGUUGCAUCAGCAAUAUUUGGAAACUAUGAUGUGAUUCAACAGCCAACUAAAAUCAGUGAUCAUGCGAUUAAAAACAUCCCGUUUUAUAUGUUUAUUGAUGAAGAAACCGAAAGUUACAUGAGAAAUUCAAGUCUUUUGGACUACAGAAUGAAAGUUGGAUUAUGGAGAAUUAUCGUUGUGCAUAACAUUCCUUACACUGAUUCUAGACGCAAUGGAAAGGUUCCUAAGCUUUUACUACAUAGGCUGUUUCCAAAUGUGAAAUAUUCUAUCUGGAUUGAUGGAAAGCUGCAACUUGUUGUGGACCCAUAUAAGCUUCUAGAAAGAUUUUUAUGGCGACACAAUGCUACAUUUGCAAUCUCAAAACAUUAUAGGCGGUUUGAUGUGUUUGAGGAAGCUGAAGCUAAUAAGGCUGCUGGGAAGUAUGACAAUAAAUCGAUUGAUUAUCAGAUUGACUUUUAUAGAAACGAGGGGUUGACUCCUUAUUCAGAAGCUAAGCUUCCUAUAAUCAGUGAUGUUCCGGAAGGUUGUGUGAUUAUAAGGGAACACAUUCCAAUUACAAAUUUGUUCACAUGUUUGUGGUUUAAUGAAGUUGAUCGAUUUACUUCAAGGGAUCAGUUGAGUUUUGCUGCUGUAAGGGAUAAGAUCAUGGGACAAGUUGACUGGAGUGUUAACAUGUUUAUGGAUUGUGAAAGACGAAACUUUGUCAUACAGGCGUAUCAUCGAGAUCUGUUAGAGCACAUGCCACCGCCUAAUUUAAGGCGGAAUCGUGAUUCCAUUCCGGUGUCGGUAUCUGUGCGGGGGAAUCCGAUUGCUAGGAAUCCGGUAAAGAAGAGUCCGGUGAAGCGCGGGAAAGGAGAGAGGAGAACGAGAUCAAGGAGACAUUCGAAGAAUCCUAGUAACAGGGAUAACAUGGUCUUUUGA